CCAUGCGGCUCCUGCUUGGGGCACUGCUGCUGGGCUGGCUGUGUGGGGCCUUUGCCGCUGAGGAGUCCUGUGAGGGGCGCUGUGACAAGGGCUUUGAUGAGCAGAAGAAAUGUCAAUGCGACGACCUCUGCGUGUACUACCAGAGCUGCUGCAAUGAUUACUCAACGGUCUGCAAACCCAAAGUGACCCGUGGGGAUGUCUUUCUUCAGCCAGAGGACGAGUACCAGGAUUACUACGAUGGCGAUCUUGCCAAUGCCACGACCACCAUACCCACCGACCCCUUCUCGGAGCCAGUGAGCAGCGACCCACAGGAGUUCUGGCCGACGGAAGAGUCAGACACAGCCGCUGGUCCAACCUUCUGGCCUGAGCCAGAGACAGGCACCCAAGAUCCCGAAGAGGAAUUCUUGUGCAGUGGGAAACCCUUCGACGCUUUCACGGCAUUGAAAAAUGGCUCCAUCUAUGCCUUUCGUGGAAAAUAUUUAUAUGAACUUGAUGAGAAGAGUGCGAUGCCUGGGUACCCUAAACUUAUCCAGGAAGUGUGGGGCAUUGAGGGACCUAUAGAUGCAGCCUUCACCCGCAUCAACUGUCAGGGCAAGACCUACUUCUUCAAGGGGAGCCAGUACUGGCGCUUUGAGGACGGAGUCCUGGACCCCAAAUUCCCCCGCAACAUCUCUGACGGUUUUAAAGGGAUCCCCGACGAUAUCGACACUGCUUUCGCCCUACCUGCUCAGAACUACUUUACCAGCGAGAGGGUCUACUUCUUCAAAGGGAAGCACUAUUGGAGCUACGACUUUGAGAAGCAGCCGAGCCACAAGGACUGCCAGGAGACGUCUCCGUCGCUGGUCUUUGACCACUUUGCUCUCUUGCUGGACGACAGCUGGGAGGAAAUCUUUAUGGAGCUUUUCGGGGGCGUGAGGAGGAGCGGGGCCAGCAGGCGACGCUACAUUAGCCGGGAUUGGCGAGGGGUGCCGAGCCGGCUGGAUGCCGCCAUGGUCGGCCGGAUCUACGUGGCGCAGAGCCCCUCGAAACGUCGCUCGAAGAAGCGGUCAUCACGCCGGCAUCGCAAGAAGUAUCGCAGCCGCCGCAGGGGCCAGCGGAAGUCGAGGGCCUGGGAUUGGUCAGAAGAUACUAGCUCAGAGUCCAUGGACCUGGACUGGCUGCUGGGCACACCCACCUCCUGCCAGCCCAUCCAGAGCGUCUAUUUCUUCGUGGAAGACAAGUACUAUCGCCUUAACCUGCUCACGCGGCGUGUGGACUUCGUGUACCCCAGGUACCCACGCAACAUUGCCAAGUACUGGCUGGGUUGCCCGUCUGAUGCAGAAAGGGCCUAGCUGCUCUCUUCAAACUGACACCAGCAGCCAAAUAAAGCCUCUC
This is a messenger RNA of Euleptes europaea (tarantolino), 1374 nucleotides long. It is a transcript of the gene VTN, whose product is annotated as vitronectin. Bases 3 to 1331 code for a protein of 442 amino acids. The record is from RefSeq and is a predicted model, not a curated record. Gene Ontology annotation, molecular function: extracellular matrix binding; polysaccharide binding; scavenger receptor activity. The transcript has 8 exons. NCBI's taxonomy places the organism in Eukaryota, Metazoa, Chordata, Lepidosauria, Squamata, Sphaerodactylidae. Gene Ontology annotation, biological process: cell-matrix adhesion; cell adhesion mediated by integrin; immune response.